ACUCUUAAAAGAAAAAUGGGUUACACCAAAUUGCCCUAUCUUAUAAUAAUAUUAGCUUUCUUAUUAGUGCUUGGUAGAACCACAAGAGCACAACAAUGUGGUACACAAGCAAAUGGAGCAUUGUGCCAAGACAACUUAUGUUGUAGCCAAUAUGGUUAUUGUGGUAACACAAAUGAUUAUUGUGGUAACGGUUGCCAAAGCCAAUGUGGUGGUUCUAGUGGUGGUUCUAAUGGUGAUGUUAGUAGCAUCAUUACUUCCUCUACAUUUGAUGAAAUGCUUAAGUACAGAAAUGAUCCACGGUGUAAGGGCAACGGAUUCUACACUUAUGAUGCAUUUCUUGCCGCCGCUGGCUCUUUCUCCGGCUUCGGCACCACCGGUGAUGAUGCCACCAAGAGGAGGGAGCUUGCUGCCUUUUUUGGUCAAACUUCCCAUGAAACCACAGGAGGAUGGGCAAGUGCACCAGAUGGUCCAUAUGCUUGGGGGUAUUGCUUUAUCAAUGAAAAUAACCAGGACGCAGAUUAUUGUACACCCUCUACACAAUGGCCAUGUGCUCCUGGCAAAAAAUACUAUGGAAGAGGACCAAUUCAACUCACUCACAAUUACAAUUACGGGCCAGCGGGUAAUGCUAUAGGAUCAGAUCUUCUAAACAAUCCUGAUCUAGUAGCAACUGAUCCAGUUAUUUCAUUUAAGACAGCCAUAUGGUUUUGGAUGACACCACAAGGAAAUAAGCCAUCAUGUCAUAAUGUCAUUACCGGAGGAUGGACGCCGUCUUCUACCGAUACAGCCGCCGGCCGAGUCCCUGGAUAUGGUGUCAUCACCAACAUAAUCAAUGGUGGGCUUGAAUGCGGACACGGGCCAGAUUCUCGGGUCGAAGAUCGGAUUGGGUUUUAUAGUAGGUAUUGCUCAAUGUUGGGAGUUAGCACUGGGAAUAAUUUGGAUUGCAACAAUCAAAGUCCAUUUUAG
Arachis duranensis is the source of this 963-nucleotide messenger RNA. RefSeq names its product endochitinase-like. Gene Ontology annotation, molecular function: chitinase activity; chitin binding. The transcript has 3 exons. Gene Ontology annotation, biological process: carbohydrate metabolic process; cell wall macromolecule catabolic process; defense response to fungus. Bases 16 to 963 code for a protein of 315 amino acids. Lineage: Eukaryota; Viridiplantae; Streptophyta; Magnoliopsida; Fabales; Fabaceae. The record is from RefSeq and is a predicted model, not a curated record.